AUGUUCUUCUUCUUCGUCUGUGGCGAACACACCUUUCGCAAGGAGCUCCCCGGCUAUGAGGGAGUCAUUUGCCAAUGCCACCACUGCGGUAACAUGUCCGGCCACGUCCUCCACCGCCGGCCCUUCUUCACCUUUUGCUUCGUGCCCCUCAUCCCAUUCACCAUCAGCGGGUACAAGGACAUCGUCUGCCAUAUCUGCAACCACGCCCAGCCUCUGGAAGCCCGCCCGGACGUCCAGGCCAUGGCCAACGGCGGCGCAGGCCCCGGGGGGCCGACGCAUCAGGGCCCGCCUCCCAACCAGCAGUACCAGCAGGGCCCUCCGCAGCCCGACUACCAGUACAAGCAGCAGUCUGCGCCUGGUCAGCCGCCGCAGUACCGCUGA
Clonostachys rhizophaga is the source of this 381-nucleotide messenger RNA. The record is from the annotation of a GenBank genome assembly. Lineage: Eukaryota; Fungi; Ascomycota; Sordariomycetes; Hypocreales; Bionectriaceae.